AUGGGCAUCGCGACGUUGGACCUGCGUCCGGGGGUGGGCCUGGGGCCCUUCUCGCUCGGUGCGCUCCCCCAAGCCCGCUCCUCUUACUCGUCCUCUUCCGCUGCGCGCGCUCUGCGCUCCCCGCUACGGAAUCUCCCCCGCCCGCCGCUGUCCCACCCGCGCCCCCCUCGUUUCCUUGCUUUCUCUCAACCGCUCUCGCUCUUCACGGGUUCUCUUCGCGUUUCUUCGUCACCCACUGGUAACCACAUUCCCGCUGCUCUUUCCCCCACACGUGUCUCCCCUACUCGCAUGGCGGUGUGCGAGGCGUUGGCGGAGGUGGAGGCGCAGCUGGGCGUCUUCGACAGCAUCGUCGUUAACUACUGCCACCAGGAGCCUCUAUCGCGGGACAUAGUCAUCGCCUUCCCGCACCUCGGUUUCCGCCUCUGCUUCGACCCGCACGUGCAGCGCCUGCACCGCAUAGACGUGGCGGACAUCUCUCGUCUGCACCUGCGAUUCGGAGCCUCGCUGCUCGGGUAUGCCUGCCGUCCCUCCCUUGGGUCCCGCCACCUUCUUGCCAACCCUUGGGCGCCCACGUUCGCGCACGUGUAUGCUGUGCUCGGGCAUGGCUUUGCUCUUCCCCAUCGCAGCGCCGCACCAGCACCUAUUCCACCACCCCACACACGGUCAGGGCCUUCCUACCUCACUCGCUCAUGCCCUCUCAACGCCACUCUCACGCUACCUCACUCAUACCCUACCCUCGCGGCUCCCCGCGCCUCUCUCUCCCCGAAUCUCUUUUCGCCCCCCCCUAGCCUCUCGCUCUCUCUCAACGCCCUUGCUGCACCCCGCUUUCUGCCAGACGGCUCAGCGCCCUGCCUCUCCCAAGUGCUGCUUUACCUGCCGGGGGAACCCACUUUCCACUCCUCUCCCCCUCUCUCUUUUCCCAACCCUUCCCCCUUCUCCCUCCCCUUCUCCCUCCCCUUCUCCCUCCCCUUCUCCCUCCCCUUCUCCCCUCCUCCCCCAGACCUCCCCAUGCAGCUGCCAGACGGCUCUGCGCCCCGCCUAUCACAGGUGCUGCUGCACCUGCCGGGGGAGCCUGCUCUCCCUGCGCAGGGGGCGGGGGGGACAGGGGGCGUUGGGGGCGAAGGGGGCACAGGGGGGACUGUCGAGGGCGGGGAGGGGGAGGGGUUGCGGCGGGCAGCAGAGCGGUUUGCGUCGCUGCCGCUGGUGAUGGCGAAUGGGGCCGUGUACAUGGAGGCCCUCGUGGUGCAGGUGAGGGUGGUGUUGUGGCGCAUGGCCACUGUAUUAAACAAGUAUAUGAGCCUGCACGCGAGGGUGAUGGCGACCGGGGCCGUGUACAUGGAGGCCCUCGUGGUGCAGGUGGGUGCGGGAGAUGAGACGAGCUUGUGGGAGAGAAGGCCAGGCUUCAUGUGGGGCGGGCGGAAGGCAGGGGAAAUGGGCGUGCAGUGCAGUGCAGGUUGGCGACCGCUGGGAGAGGCAGUGCUCUUCUCACAGGGCGGGCAGCGCAUUGCCUUUGGGGACUCAAGGAGGCACCUCAACCCCCCUUCCUCCCUGACCCUCUCUCCCUUCCCUGCCCCUCUUCUCUCUUCCCCCAUACUCGCACCAGCUGGGAGAGGCAGUGCUCUCCUCACAGGGCGGGCAGCGCAUUGCCUUUGGGGACUCAAGGAGGCACCUCAACCCCCCUUCCUCCCUGACCCUCUCUCCCUUCCCUGCCCCUCUUCUCUCUUCCCCCAUGCUCGCACCAGCUGGGAGAGGCACUGCUCUUCUCACAGGGCGGGCAGCGCAUUGCCUUUGGGGACUCCGCGCAGGCACACACUUGACUCCUUGCUCACUUCUCUCCUCGCCCUUGUGCGCCCGUCUCUCACCUUUCUCUCCUCCCUUGCCUACCUCCCGUGCGUACCUCCCUUUGUGUCCGCGUCCGCCAUCUCGCCCCCUCCUCUUUCCCCCCGCCAGGACGUAUGGUCGGAGCUGGGGAGGCCGUGCUGCAUGGGCGCCAAGCAGGUCAUGCACGCCCUCAGCGCUAACUCCUCUCCCUUCCCCCCCCCCCCUGUGCGCCGCUCCCCUCUGCAGGACUCUGCCAAGGCAAUUCACUCCGCCCGUGCCCCGCCCCUCUCCUCCUCCCCCUCCUCGCCCCUCGUCUCCUCCCCCUUGCCCACGCUCUCCCCCUGCUCCACUCCCCCGGACUACAUCUGGAGCUACUACACCCGAGGGCUCGAUAUUAUCUUCAGUGGCCAGAGCUACGAGGUGCGCAAGCUGGUGUUGCACACCAACCUACCGGGCCAGCCGGAUUUCAACGACUACGUCAAGUGCAACUUCCGCAUCCCCGCGCCCCAUGCACCCCCAGAUGCCCCUGCCGGGUCCGACCCAUCGCUCUGUAUAACUCCUGACUCCAAGUGGGACCAUGUGCAGAAGCUAUUCGGGGGAGGUGGACGGGCGGCCAUACAGACCGCAGGGGCCUUGCACAGGGCCUUUGGACCCACCUUUGUGUACGGCUUCCGCCACGUGGCAUUUGAGGUGUUGAAGAAUGGACACAUCUGGCUCCUGCGGUACGACGACCGCCGCCAACUUCCUUUUUUCGCUCUCGCCCUUCCCGCGGUCGCCACGUCGUUUCGUCACUGCCUGCGUCUCGACGUCUCAAAAACCGCAUCGUCCGGUCGUCUGCUCUGCUCCCACCCCAUUCGUCAAUGUUCGUCGGACCACACUCUUAUCUUUCCAAACCUCAUCUCUCCCACCCCCCGCAUUCUCCACCGGCCCCCCACCUCCUCCCCGUUCCCUUUCCCGUCCCCCGCCACCUCUCCCUUCCCCCCAACAGGCAGCAGCUGGGCGAUGGCGGCGGUGACGGCGGUGGAGCUCGCAUACGCCGUGGCGCGCAACGACUCGUGCGACAUGCAGGCGCCGCGUUACCUGUCGACGCAGCAGGUGCUGAACUGCGGCGACAGCAAAAAGGGCAACUGCACGGGCGGCUGGCCCACGACUGCGCUGGACUAUGUUGUGAAGACGACGGGGAAAUACGGGGGUAUGGUGAAGAAGCAGGCGACGGCCAUCGGCAUCCGGUCAUACGAGAGCAUCGACUACUACGGCUGGCUCGGCCUCAUCCUCGCCGUGCAGGUGCAUCCGGCCAUCGCGCUGGUGAACUCCAAGCCCGACUCCUUCCGCAACUACCAGUCGGGCGUGUACGCGGAUUCGUCGUGCGCGGAGGGGCAGGUGGACCACGCUGUCGUGGUGAUGGGUUAUACCUUCGCGUCGCCCGGACCCCUCUGGAUCCUCAAAAACUCAUGGGGCAAGACGUGGGGCAUGCAGGGAUACAUGCAUCUGGCCAUGCAGGGCGGGCUGGGGGCAUGCAACAUCCACUCCGUGCCUGCACUCGUGCCCGUCAUCCGCAACUCGGAUCCGUGCAGCCUGCUGGUGAACCCCUGUGGCGGCGGAGAGUGCAUUUCGCGCGACAGCGGCAAGUACAAGUGCAACUGCCCGCCUCAAUUCGUCAAAGUCAAGAACUCCGAUGGCACCGAGUCCUGCACGCCAGUGGUGGUGUGCACGCGAGCGGACAUCAACCCGUGUGGAGUGGGCACGUGUCUCAAUGACGGCAAGGGAACGCACACCUGCCUCUGCCCGCGCGGAUUCACGCUCGGCACCAUCGCUGUCGGCUCGGACACCUGCGUGCCCUCGGACAAGACCAUAAAGAGCAUCAAGGUGCCGCUGACGGUGCCGGCCAAGGUGGUGUACGGGCUCUAUGGCAUUCCCAAGGACCAGUUCUACGACCAGAACCCCGACCUGGACUCGGACGACAGCAAGAUAAAGAAGGGCAAGAAGGUGAACGUGAAGGCCACCUCGGAUACCAUCAACUGCGAUCUCUUCUACCCCUGGAACUGGGGCAAUCGCUGUGGGCCGGUGGCAGCACUGUUUGGCAUCACCAUCGCUCGCCUCCAGGACCUCAACCCGGGCCUCACCUGCCCCACCGGGGCGUACCCGGGCCAGCAGAUCUGUGUGCGGGAGGGAAGCGGCCUGGCCAUCCCGCUGUGUGCGCAGUAUCACGUGAUAGCGCCCCCGGACACGUGCAGGAGCAUCAAGCAGCAGUACUCGCUCUCCUGGUCCACCUUCUUCGCCCUCAACCCUGGUGUCUUCUGCGCCAACCUCUACCCCGCUGCCACCGUCGAUGGACAGAACUCCAUCCCCAGUGGCGCACAGGUGGGCUCGUGUGGUGCACAGGUGGGCUGGUGUGAGUGA
Closterium sp. NIES-65 is the source of this 4221-nucleotide messenger RNA. The record is from the annotation of a GenBank genome assembly. Lineage: Eukaryota; Viridiplantae; Streptophyta; Zygnematophyceae; Desmidiales; Closteriaceae.